Molecule: messenger RNA, 2853 nt
Organism: Striga asiatica
Lineage: Eukaryota; Viridiplantae; Streptophyta; Magnoliopsida; Lamiales; Orobanchaceae
Source: the annotation of a GenBank genome assembly
CACGCAUACACAGACAAACACACUCAUAGAGAGCAUGGAAAACAACAACGUAUGAUUUAAAGGCACUUGUGUUUCUUUCUUUUAUUUUUCUCCCUUUUUUAAUUUGCAGACAUUAACAGAUGCUGGGCAGCUCCAUGUCUGUCCACUCUCCAGUGCUCAUGUGAUUUAGAGUAAGAAAAUAGAGAGAGAAACCAAAAAGAAAGAAAAAGGAAUUAAUUUAGGCAUGCAAGUUCACUUUUUGCACACAUUAUUGAACUUUACUGUUUGUGGGCUAAUUUUCGUUGUAUUUUUCUUGCGUUAAUCUACUCUAAACGACUUUUCUUGACAAUUUUUCAAGAAAAAAGGAUAUCUAUAAUUUGACUACUGCGUAGCUUUUUUUUUCACAUUUUAUUUUUUUUCCUAAGCUUAUCUAAAAGUGAGAAGGAAAUUUUGCCAAACAAGCCUUUGAGCACAAGAGAAGGAGCAAAUGAUUACUUGUGCUCACAACUCGUUGGGUUUUUCUUUGGCUUCACUCUUCUGAGAUCUGAAGUGGGGAGGAAAAUCUGCCAAUGAUCUCAGAGUGAGAGAAAAAAAAAUAAAAAAUGGAACUCGAAUUCGACAAGUAUUGUGUUGUGGAUGGAAGCCCCACGACUGUUCUCCCCGCCCCACGUCAUCAUUAUAAAGCCAUCUAUCAAAAAUCAGACAAGAAAGUCAAAUGCCUGAACGAGAAAUUCACCGAGAUCAGCUUUAACCGCUACCGUAGUGCAUCAUGUAGAGAUGCUCGACCCACAAGAUCCAAUCCCACGAUGCACAAGCGUGAUUCGGUUUAUCAAAGCUCGAAAGAUAUAAAUCUUCUUAGCAAGACAGAUUGUGCAGUGGGGAGGCAAAAAAUCGAGCUUUCACGAGAGAGUGCACCAUUAUCUUUUCCUUUGGGGAUCAUUGAUUCUUUGUGUAGUUCAGAUGAAGAUGGCUCGUUGGAGGAUCAAAGCAGGUCCUCGGAAGUUUCCACAUCAGAGCAAAGUACGUCUUCGUACUCGAUGAACUAUUCUUUCUUGAGAAAGAACGAAGAAAGGUCUUUCGAUAGUAAUAGCAGUAAGCUUGCUAAGGAUCGUGUGAUCAAGUCUGAGUUUUCACUUUCUUCAGUUAAGGACAGUGAUAGGCCACGGGAAAGACAAGUGGCCAUUAAUUUUCAGAAGUCAUUAUCAUCUAAAUUAUCAUUGCCCCAUUCGCCUGCUUGGUCGGAGAAUGAUGGAUCGAAAACAAACAGUCCAAAUGCCACUUUUAAUCUUUCCCCGAAAAAGUUUGACCGGCCUGUUAAAUCUAGAUCUCACAGAAGAAGCCCGUUGAGUAGAGAAACAAGUGGGGAUGUCGGCUCGAGUUUUACCGAACCAAUUUGCAAGCGCCCCUCGAAAGAUUUUUCAGACAACCUUAACUCGGUCCCGCCAUCCUCGCCAGCUCACCUUCACGGCCUUCUAAAAUCGGAAGACAAAAACGGGCUUCCAUUUUUCCAAUUCUCGGUGAAUUCGCCAGAGGAAGUUUCUUACAUCGUGAAGACGUGGAAAGUCGAUGAUGCCCUUAUGUGGGUCUACACUUUUCACUCACUUAACCAUAAAAGAAAGAGCAAUGCUAGUGGUGGUGGAUGGGGAUUUAAGGACAUUAACCGAGAAUCCACUAUGGUUGGCCAGAUGGUAGUAUCAUGCUAUCUACGUACAGAGUUAAAGGCUGCCCGAACUUAUACCGAUUACAUGGUGCAAGAGUAUGUUUUAUACGAUGUGGCGCAAUCAAGAAGAAGUACUUCAUCUCAAGACAAUUCCAGCUGUUUUAAAGAACAGAUUUUUAAGCACUCUCGGCCUCUAAUGGCGGUGGACUUGCAUCCGGAGCUGGAAAUAGCAGCUGUCAUCAUGCGGGCCCCAUUCGAGAAGAGAGAGAGUCUGAAGUUCAAGAGUGGGGAUGGAGAAAUGGAUCGUCCGCUUCCAAGCUUGCUGGAUCUUUGCAGACUUGAGGAGGCAAGGGAGGGUAUUUUGGGAAAUUCACGUACUGGGGAGAUGCAUGUGGUGGUCCCGGCUGGGAACCACAGUCUGCCAGGUGGCGAGAACCGUGGGCCCUCGCCUCUGUUGGACAGGUGGCGGAUGGGCGGAGGGUGUGACUGUGGUGGGUGGGAUAUGGCGUGUCCUCUCGACGUUUUUGUUAAUCCGAAUUUUCGGAUUUGUGAUGAACAGCCGCUGGUGGACAGUCGGCAUCCCGUGGAGCUCUUUGUUCAGGGAAGAAAAAAUAACAAUAUACCGGCAUUUACAAUGAGGGCAGUCGAGGAUGGGAAGUACGCCGUUGAUUUUCAUGCGCAGCUGUCUUCUCUGCAAGCAUUCUCCAUAUGCGUAGCUAUUUUGCAUGCUGCAAACACGUCCACCGCAAUAGAGCACGAGACGAACAAACGAAUGCUGAAAAGCGACUCGCUUAAGGUAUUUGCAGAGGAGGAAAUCAAGAACUUGAUGGAUUCAAUAUCAGAAGAGGAGAAUUUUAAGGCCAACAGCAAAAAAGACGAAGUCUUGACAUCAUUCGUGCUGAACCCACCCUUCUCACCAAUCGCUCGAGUAUAAAUUAGAUAUAGGUUUUCUUAAGAAAAAAAAGAGACAAGCAAAGGGUACCCUGGAUAAAGCUUUGCCUGGUAUAGUAAGUUUUUGUUAUCUUUUUAGCCAAAAUUUCAAAUCAAACACUAUACUGUUCAUAUUCUUAGACUGAUAGGGAUUUUAGAGAGGGAUAUAGAAGCGCCAGUGGUGAUGUAGCUGUUGUUAUAGCAUUUUUUAUCAUUUUUUUUUGGGUCCUUGUUAUGUAAUUUAAGGUGGCUGAGAAUGUCUUUUUUUUUUUUAUUUUUUUUUU